Penicillium diatomitis is the source of this 264-nucleotide messenger RNA. RefSeq lists its product as uncharacterized. Lineage: Eukaryota; Fungi; Ascomycota; Eurotiomycetes; Eurotiales; Aspergillaceae. The transcript has 2 exons. The coding region runs from base 1 to 264 and encodes 87 amino acids. The record is from RefSeq and is a predicted model, not a curated record.
AUGCAGACUCCCGUCAUCAUCCUUACCCUCGCUGCCAUGGUCAUGGCCAACUCCAACGCCGGCGUGUGCAAGAACGGCGAGACCGUCGUCUGCCAGGGCCAGGGCAACGGAGGCCUGAUCACUCUGGGCAACGUCCUCCCCGGUGUUCUCGGCCAGAACUGCGCCGCUGGCGAUGUCUACUGCUGCUCCACCGACAAGAUCAACCAGAUCGGUCUCGUCAACUUGGACCUGAAUGCCCAGUGCAGUCUCAACCGCGUCCUGUAA